Molecule: messenger RNA, 6830 nt
Organism: Rhea pennata
Lineage: Eukaryota; Metazoa; Chordata; Aves; Rheiformes; Rheidae
Gene: ASB2
Product: ankyrin repeat and SOCS box containing 2
Exons: 10
Coding region: 453-2396 (647 amino acids)
Biological process (GO): regulation of cardiac muscle contraction; intracellular signal transduction; protein localization to T-tubule
Cellular component (GO): T-tubule
Molecular function (GO): protein binding
Source: RefSeq, a predicted model, not a curated record
UGUGUCAUUUAGCUACAGGAUGCUUGAUGAAGUGAAGUUCUACAGAUUAAUGCAGCAAAGAAGAACUUUAGAAUGGGUAAAAGUUUCUCCAGUGCAUCUUCAAACAGGAAAUCUGAGAUUCAGAACAACUUAUAUUUUGGCUUGUAUUCGCUGAUCAUGGGGUGAUCCAGAAAUAAACUCCAGGCUUCAAAGUGAGAGUGUUUUAAAGCCGUCCUGCAGUUGAUCGAAGCAUCCAGGCAAAGCAGGGAGAUGAAUACCAACGAGGAUUUUCUGAAUUAAGACUUAAUCGAGGAGAUAACUAAUUUCAACAAUAUUAAUAGCCUUUUUUUUCAGAACAAAAAGGAAAGCAGACAAAAGAAAAGAAAAGAAAAGAAAAGAAAAGAAAAGAAAAGAAAAGAAAAGAAAAGAAAAGAAAAGAAAAGAAAAGAAAAGAAAAGAAAAGAAAAGGAGAAAUGGCUACCACAGCAGCAAAUACUCAAAGAGAAACGAUCGGCUGCGAGGAAUACAGUCUGUACAGUAGCCUGAGUGAGGACGAGCUUAUAAAAAUGGCCAUACGGCAGAGCCUAGGGGAGGACCCCACAGGGCAGUCAGCUGCCCAGAGUCACCAGAAGUCAAUCGUGACGGCUCCCGGCGAGGCGGCAGCCCCCAGCCGCACCAGCGGCCACAACCCGCCCUACCAGAUUUACCCCUGGCAAAGACUGGCGGCCCACGCGAGAGGCCAUGCUCAGACUUCCAGCUUGGGGGCAGCCUGGGGGGUCAGGCGAAGGUACGACGGCAGCCUGUUCAGCACGCGUCAGCCCGUAGAACUUGACCCAGUAGUGGCAGCAAUCAAGGAUGGAGAUGAAAAAGCAGUAUGUAACAUGAUGAAAUCGGGAAAAGACCUUUCUGAACCUAAUAAGGAUGGCUGGAUACCCCUCCAUGAAGCUGCAUAUUAUGGCCAAGUGGGUUGCCUGAGCCUGUUGCAAAAAGCGUACCCUGGCACGAUUGACCAGCGCACUCUCAAUGAGGAGACGGCACUGUACCUGGCCACAAGCCAGGGCAACCUGGACUGUCUCCUCACCCUGCUGCAGGCUGGAGCUGAGCCUGACAUCUCCAACAAGGCCAGAGAAACGCCACUCUACAAAGCCUGCGAGCGCAAGAAUGCAGAGGCUGCAAGACUCCUGGUGCAGUACAAUGCUGAUACCAACCAUCGUUGCAAUAGAGGAUGGACUGCUCUCCAUGAGGCUGUCUCCCGAAAUGACCUGGAGAUUAUUGAUAUUCUUGUGAAAGGAGGUGCCAAAAUUGAGUCCACAAAUGCCUAUGGAAUCACUUCUUUAUUUGUGGCAGCUGAGAGUGGGCAGCUGGAUGCUCUAAGAUACCUGGCAAAAUGUGGUGCUGAUAUAAAUACUCAAGCCAGUGAUAAAGCCUCUGCUCUUUAUGAAGCCUGUAAAAAUGGACAUGUACGUAUUGUGGAGUUUCUCUUGUCCCAGGGAGCAGAUGCUAACAAAGCCAAUAAAGACGGCCUGUUACCUCUUCAUAUAGCAGCCAAAAAAGGCAUUUGCGAGAUUGUCUCCAUGCUGAUCCCCGUAACCAGCCGCACUCGUGUCAAGCGCAGCGGCAUCAGUCCCCUGCAUUUAGCAGCUGAGCGCAACAACGACGACAUCUUGGAAGAGCUGAUCGACGCGGGCUACGAUGUGAACAGUGCCCUCUCCCAGGAGCGCUCCUGCCUUUACGAGGACAGACGCACCACCCCCCUUUAUUUUGCCGUCUUUAACAACAACAUCUACGCUACAGAGCUCUUGCUGCAGGCUGGAGCCAACCCCAACGUUGACCUCAUCAACCCAUUACUUAUCUCCAUUCGCCACGGCUGCCUAAAGACUAUGAAACUGCUUCUUGACCAUGGAGCAAACAUUAAUGCCUACAUUUCAAGCCAUCCCACCACGUUUCCAGCUACCAUCAUGUUCUCAAUGAAGUACCUUUCUGUGAUGAAAUACCUCCUGGAUCUGGGCUGUGAUGCAGUUUCCUGUUUUGAGUGUCGGUACGGAAAUGGCCCGCAUCCUGCGUUAAAUUACAGAAGGGACAGACUUAACGAUCCUCAGCAGUCCAAAGAGCCAACUGUAGUACAGUUUUGUGACAUGGUGUCCGCUCCAGAGAUGAGUCGUUGGGCCGGGCCUAUUAUCGAUGUUCUCCUGGAUUAUGUGGGUAACGUGCAGCUUUGUUCCCGGCUGAAGGAGCACAUAGACAGCUAUGAGGACUGGGCUGUCAUUAAAGAAAAAGCAGAGCCCCCAAGACCUCUUGCCCAUCUUUGCCGCAUCAAGGUCCGAAGCUUGGUUGGAAGAAAUCGCAUUAAGCUUAUUGACACCUUGCCUCUCCCAGACAGACUGAUUCGAUACUUACAGCAUGAUUACACGCAGUGACCUUGGGCAAACCAGACACACAGCAGCUUCCCAGCAUGGCACCCAGCAUCAUCGCAGUGGAAAUGGCAUGGCAAUGGCACACAUGCUGCAUGGUCGGGAGGAACUGCUGCUGACCUUGGUCAAGUGGCCUCCAAUUACCCAGCUAAAGCAAAUACACUUCUGGAGCCAGAAUGAGAACAAACUGAAACAGUGUGCUAAAUACAGAACUAUCACUGGUUUUUCCAAGAGAAAACUUUUACGAUUCACCUCAGAACUUUGUCUGCGAAGAAAGGGAAAUGAAAACCAGCACUGAAAGAUGAGUAGUGCUGACACAAGUUUCAAUGAGGAACUAAAAGGUAUUCUGGGGUCUGGUGGAACUUAGAGUCCUUCCUGUGAUCAGUAUUCAGAAAUCAUCAAGAAUCACAGUAUUUGGAAAAACAAUCACAUUUCACUCACUGACUGAGAUUUUUCUUUUAAUUUCUAUUCUGUCGUUUAGAUUUCUGCUCAAUGUGCUUGUUACUAAUUCUCUGAUACUUUGACACCAUCUUGCUAACACUUUUACUUUCCUUUUUUUUUGACCUUUCUUUUUGAAUAGAGAAUUUGAUUUCUGAACAUCAAAGCUCAGAAUUUCUAAAUAGAUUCUUGUUCCCUCAACACAGUACUGUGUAAAUAUUAGGGGAAAUCCAGAAGUCCUGGUUCCUUUAAAAGUCAAGGGAAGAUUUAUUUAAGAAGGAUGUAAGAACUGUAUUUAUGCAUAGAAAAUACAGUUCAUAUUGCAUUUUGUUUGCAAGAAGUAGGUGAAAUUGUAUUGGAGAGAAUUUUCUAGACUGGGGAUUUGAAAGCAACUCUGAGCUCAUUUUGGCGGUGUAAAUUAGAAGUAGCUGCACUGAAAACAGUAGCUUUACUCUGCCUUGAAGCUGGUGUCAGAAAAGAAUGAAGCCCUAGAGGAACAUGAACUGACAGUGACGCAGUGAGAGAGGCAAGGUACAUAGGGAUAUGCAGCCUUGUUAAACCAGCUUUAUUUGUUGCUAUGCUAUAUCUUACUGUCCCCACAAAACCCAGCCUCUCUUACCUCCUUGGACCACUGUGACUAUGACAAUACUAUUACUGGAAGACAGAUUAUUUCAAAAUGAUGAAACUCAAACCCAAAAUUAGCAUUCUAAAGCCUUAUUCAGGUGCCUAAACAAGGUGAAGUUGCUUGCACCAGAUGUAGUUCUGCUGAAGCCCACGGGACCACAUUUGGUGUCAGAUAUUACUGAGGUAGAAUAAAAGCCUUAUUCAGCCCUGACUUUCCUGACUUUGGAAGUUCAGAGUAUCUCUUAGCUCCCUUUGACACUAAUGAAAAUUACUAUCUCAGCUUCUUUGAAAAUUAGGUCACCUAUUUACAGCUAAGAUCCACAACUGAUUUAUGGCAGCUUAACAAGUCACCAUCUAUCAGCUGAACUGCUAUAAUUGUCCGUGAAAUUCUCUUAUUGAGGUUUUUAACAAGUCACAUUCUCUCGCAGCUGGGGAGGCUGAGGAGCUCAUGAACAGUUAUUGGCAGUGACAGCUCCACUGACAGGUGUGACUUGUGGAACCACUGUGAUCUGAUGUGUGCCUCAGUCCUAGUCAGACACCUAAGUAACGAUGGAAGAAUCAAAAUUUGGCACCAUAUCUUUGCAGAUCUCAUGCUAGUAGCACACCAGUCCUUAUCUUAGGUAUCAAAGGAGCUGCACACUAUGGUUUGGUAGGAUUUCCACCAGAAGUUUGACAGACAUGUUUUCCGUAUUGGGUGGUGUACCAUACACGGAAUCAGGCAGAACUUUAAGUAGAGAAAAUAUGUUGCACUGAGUUUUCUUUGUGUAGAGUUUCACACCUUAACACAGGAUUAAAACUGUGUUGCACACAUGCAGACCUAUUUGGGCAUAGAAGUUUAGAUUGUGAAAUGGAUUGGUGUGAAAAGUGUUCAGCACUUGUAGAGUAGCAUGAAAGCAGAAGCAGAAAUGGUUACAGCUAACUGUGCUCUACCUAUAGCUGUCUCCUUCUCAAGCACAAAAGUAAUUGAAAAACCAACACAGUUUCAAUUCAGACUGAACUGUGAUCUUCUUGCAAAGCCUUGGAAAGUCAGGUGAGAUUUCUCCACUGUUGAAAUUUUGUCCAGCAACUUCCCUUAUUACCAGUUUGGGAUCUGCCUCCUUGUCCCGAAGCAUGAACCUCAGCAGUCUUUCAUGGUGGGAGGGAGGUGCUCAGAGGGGAGCCGUGCUGUCUCCUCAUCCAGUCCCAUGGUGGGCUCAGUCCUGUGGCACAUGGGCACUCUGUCAGGCCUCAUAGAUGGAGCUUCCCAGUCACACUGGUUAAGAGCUGGCCAUCAGUGCCCUCAGUACUGAGAACAGCUGCCUGAAUGGGCCACUAAAACUCUCUCCUGGGUUUUGGGAGACUGUCCCUGCAGACCAACUCUUUAGAAAAUAUGUUCAUAUUUCAAACAAAAAGAAAAAAGGAAAAGAAAGGUACCUUUAUUCCCUGCGUGCUGUGCUGCCUAGAAAAGACUGUCCCAGGCCACCCCUGGCACCUCACAGCACUGAGCAGUGCAGCUCUCCCAAGCUGUGAUCGUGGAAAUGCCUUCUGAACCACACCAGCGAUCUGCUCCAGGCUAAUAAAUAUUGAGUGGAGGGAAAGGGAACGGGGAUUGGAAUUCUUUAGGCCUGUAUUGCCUGGCAGAGACUACGUCCUUAAGCAUUCGUUUGGUGUGCAGUGACAGCCUUGGAGACUGCUGGCUGAUAGAAGGUUUUAAAAUCACCAUUUGCAUGUACACACCACAAGGAUGUUUCCCAAGCUGAAAAUUUCCCCUGAACCAAAAUCAGAUACAAAAGUCUCACAAAUCACUUUUUUUUUUUUAAAUUUCCUUGGAAAGUUGAAACUGGGUUUGGGUGGAGCAAACACACAAAGUCCAUUUCUUCAGCCAAGGAAUAUUCAUGUCUAUUGGGAAAGCCAUGUUCUGGUAGCUCUAAAACAUUUGUCCUGACCAGGAGUAUCACUGAGCUGGAGAGUGCUAAUCUGCUAUGGAAGUACCACAACUGUGAGAAUAAAGGCACACUUUGCGCAGAAACUGUGGAAAAAAUGAGUCUGUAAGUGGGUGAAAGUAGUAAUUACAAUAUUAUUAUAUCCUUUCUGCUUGAUCCUUACUGAAAACCUUUACACCAUCAGUUUACAUUUAUUUGCACUGAAAAAGAGCUGGCUACCUCUUACACACUGACCGCUGACCGUAUUUCAUGUGUGAUACUGAAUCUGCACAAAUUCGAUGUGAAUUUAAUACGUCUGUCUAGAAGUUACUGUGAAAUGGCAAAUACCAAACAACCCAAACAAACAAGGCUUUGUAACCAGAUCAGUACUUCCAGUGCAGGGUAAAGUGGUUUGUUUUUACUCAGCAUGGUAGAUUUCUUCAGAGAUUUUGACUUUUUCUGAAAUGUCCUAGGAGUAUUUCAUGACCAGGUUACUGUACAUUUUUUUUUUUUUACUGCAACAUGUGCAAUUCACUUUAUAUUCUUGUGCACUUUUUUGAUUUUUUAUUUUAUUUUGUAUGAAAGCCUUUUCAUUCACCUUCCCUUCCCAUUAUUUAUAAAAGCUAUUGUGGUGUUAACAGUUUAAAUUUGCAUUGUUGUAGUAAAUAGCAGCUCUCAAAUGUUAUAUUUCCAUCUUUCAAAGUAUGAGUAAACAAGUAGAUUUUGUCCUGAAUAGCCACACUAAAUAACUUCACAAAAAAAUAGCCAGGAAAAGUCUGAAUCAGUCCAACCUUGAACAAUUAAUAAUUUUGAAGUAAUCAUCUCAGGGGUGAGAGAGCAUGUCUAGCUCAGUUGUUUAGAGUGUGGUGCUAAUAAUGCCAAGGUUGUGGGUUUGAUCCCCGUAUGGGCCACUCAUCUGAGGGUUGGACUGGAUGAUCUCCGGAGGUCCCUUCCAACCUUACCAGUUCUAUGAUUCUAUGAACAGCAAGCGUUAUGAGCAAGACAGAGUUGCAAUUCCUUGUAAGUCUUUUGGAAAGCCUCACGCAUCCUCAUUCAGUGAUUUCAAUCACCCUUAAAAAUUGUCUUCUGUUCAUUUGCGUUUUACUUCACUGUUGCUCUAGUUCUUAGCUACACCAGAGCUCUACCAAAGGCCUAGAGUCUGUCCUGGGCUGAUGAGGCAAGUCUUAUUUCCUGAAGAUUGUAAGGAUUUUAGAAUGUAACAUCUGUCUGAAUCUGAGGGUAAGUAUAUAAAUAUCUGUGUGUUGAAGGUCAUUUGGAGCAUUUUAGUUCAACCCUUCCUCUUAAAAACAUAUUAUUCUACUACAUGUAAAGCAUAGAGCCACACACCUUCAAAAUAAUACAGAGUUUAAAAGAAGAAAAAGCAAAACACAGCAUUUAAUUUCAAAAAGGUUGAAGCUUGGUUUGAACUUCCUUCUUUUUCUGGAUUCCCUCAGAAAUAAAAUUUCUGCAGAAACUA